AUGACAACACGCAUGCAUAACGAGUUCCUCGACCUCCCCGAAAGCGAUGAAGAGCUUAGCGACCACGGCUAUGAGUCCGAAGAGAACCUGACGAGGAGCAAAGGCCGAACGACCAAGCGACAGCGACGAACUGAUACUCAGGAUCUGCUCGGCCUACAGUCAGACCAAUCAGACCAAGAAGUUUUUGACGAUGAUGAGCCCGAGGGAAAGGGAAAAGCGCACAACAAGACAACGAAGCCUCGUGAUGACGAAGUCUCCGAAGACGACGACGAAGCCGAAGAUAGAGAUGGUGGCGUUUACCUCGACACCACGAAAGACAAGAAGCCUCUCUCCACAAAACAACUGAAGCCCACGAAGAAGUCGAAAAAGAAGCCGGGUGUCAUUUAUCUGAGCUCUCUGCCGCCAUAUCUCCGACCAUCUGCUCUACGCACGUUCAUAGAACAGCGUGGUUUCGGACCCAUCACGAAAGUAUUCCUGCAGCCGACCGUUCCCAACAGCUCCGCGCCGAAGCGUCGGUCAAAUAAAAGAAAGACUUAUUCAGAUGGAUGGGUGGAAUUUCAGAGCAAGGCAACCGCGAAGCUCGCUGCAGAGACGCUUAAUUGCCAAAUCAUUGGAGGGAAAAAGGGAUCGUGGUACCAUGAUGACAUUUGGAACAUGAAAUACUUGACUGGCCUCAAAUGGGAUCAGUUAAUGGAGCAGAUGAGAAUCGAACGAGUGCAACGAGAGGGACGCCAGAGAGCUGAGGAUAUGAGGGCGAAGAGGGAAGAAAAAGCUUUUCUGGAAGGCGUGGAAAAGUCUCGGAUUCAACAGGGUAUCGAGAAGACGAAAGAGGCACAGAGAAAGCGGCGCUUGGAUGCGGGAGAUGCCGCGGAGGAGCCCCAACCGCAAAAGCCCCAAGAAAAGAAACCUCGGAGGACAUUCAAGCAGAAUGAUAUCGUUUCUGCGAAGAAGACGGAGAGUCUCGGAGACGACGCGAAGCGAGUCUUGGGCAAGAUCUUUUGA
Penicillium argentinense is the source of this 1002-nucleotide messenger RNA. RefSeq names its product RNA-binding ATPase activator ESF2. Gene Ontology annotation, cellular component: nucleolus. Gene Ontology annotation, molecular function: RNA binding. The record is from RefSeq and is a predicted model, not a curated record. The transcript has 3 exons. Lineage: Eukaryota; Fungi; Ascomycota; Eurotiomycetes; Eurotiales; Aspergillaceae. Gene Ontology annotation, biological process: endonucleolytic cleavage in 5'-ETS of tricistronic rRNA transcript (SSU-rRNA, 5.8S rRNA, LSU-rRNA); small-subunit processome assembly; endonucleolytic cleavage to generate mature 5'-end of SSU-rRNA from (SSU-rRNA, 5.8S rRNA, LSU-rRNA). Bases 1 to 1002 code for a protein of 333 amino acids.